Molecule: messenger RNA, 330 nt
Organism: Purpureocillium takamizusanense
Lineage: Eukaryota; Fungi; Ascomycota; Sordariomycetes; Hypocreales; Ophiocordycipitaceae
Exons: 2
Coding region: 1-330 (109 amino acids)
Source: RefSeq, a predicted model, not a curated record
AUGGGCGGGAACGGGUUUUACAAGUACCGGUGCAAGUACUUCAUGUCGCACAAUUGCCCGAACUGGGUAUGGGUGGCCAACUCGCCCUGCGCAUCGUGCUUGGCGGACGGAAGAGAGAACGAGCAGGCCAAGAUGCCGGCGUGGGCGACCAUCUCCAGAGAUAUCGUGGCGCCCCGCGUCAGAGACGGAGUACUGCAGUACGUCGUCAUGGAACUGGUGCCCCCGACCGAGCCUGGUGAGACGUGGACCCUGCGCGACAAAGCGCCGCCUGCAGUGCCCGUAACGAGUGCAAUGCCGGACUCGACAGGGCUGGUGUCAUCACGGACUUGA